Molecule: messenger RNA, 1479 nt
Organism: Lemur catta (Ring-tailed lemur)
Lineage: Eukaryota; Metazoa; Chordata; Mammalia; Primates; Lemuridae
Gene: CALCR
Product: calcitonin receptor
Exons: 12
Coding region: 28-1479 (483 amino acids)
Biological process (GO): cell surface receptor signaling pathway; positive regulation of cytosolic calcium ion concentration; adenylate cyclase-activating G protein-coupled receptor signaling pathway
Cellular component (GO): plasma membrane; axon
Molecular function (GO): amylin receptor activity; calcitonin receptor activity
Source: RefSeq, a predicted model, not a curated record
CGAAAACGAGAUCCUCAAAAACCAAAAAUGAAGUUCAAAUUUACGUGCUGGUGCUUGGCACUGUUCAUUCUUCUAAAUCACCCAACCCCAACUAUUCCAUCCUCUUCAGAUAACACCGAUCAAACAGAGCCUGAGCCGUAUCUGUACGUCAUAGGACGAAAGAAGCUGGAAGAGGCAAAGCAAAAGUGCUAUGACCGAAUGCAACAGAUGCCCCCGUACCAAGGAGAAGGUCCAUACUGCAACCGCACCUGGGAUGGAUGGAUGUGCUGGGAUGACACACCGGCUGGAGAAAUGGCCACUCAGUUCUGCCCAGGUUUUUUUCCGGACUUUGAUCCAGAGGAAACGGUUACAAGAUACUGUGAUGAAAAUGGUGAGUGGUUUAAACAUCCUGAGACAAAUCAGUCCUGGUCCAACUACACCCUGUGCAAUGCUUUCACUCCUGAGAAACUGCAGAAUGCGUACAUUCUGUACUAUUUGGCGAUUGUGGGUCAUUCUUUGUCGAUUAGCACCUUGGUGGUUGCCCUGGGGAUUUUCUUGUAUUUCAAGAAACUUAGCUGCCAAAGGGUUACCCUGCAUAAGCACAUGUUUCUCACUUACAUUCUGAAUUCCAUCAUUAUCAUCGUCCACCUGGUUGAGGUAGUACCCAAUGGAGAGCUUGUGCGAAGGGACCCGGUGAGCUGCAAGAUUGUGCAUUUCUUCCACCAGUACAUGAUGUCCUGCAACUAUUUCUGGAUGCUCUGUGAGGGGAUCUAUCUGCAUACCCUCAUUGUGGUGGCUGUGUUCGUCGAGAAGCAGAAAAUGUGGUGGUAUUAUCUCUUAGGCUGGGGGUUCCCUCUGGUGCCAACCACUAUCCAUGCCAUUGCCCGGGCCCUGUACUUCAAUGACAACUGCUGGCUGAGUAUGGAAACCUAUUUGCUUUACAUAAUCCACGGCCCUAUCAUGGCAGCAUUAGUGAUCAACUUCUUCUUUCUGCUGAACAUUGUCCGGGUGCUUGUGACCAAAAUGCGGGAAACCCAUGAGGCGGAAUCGUACAUGUACAUGAAGGCUGUGAAGGCCACUAUGGUCCUUGUGCCCCUGCUGGGAAUCCAGUUUGUUGUCUUUCCCUGGAGACCUUCGAACCCGGUGCUUGGGAAGAUCUAUGAUUACGUCAUGCAUUCUCUGAUUCAUUUCCAGGGAUUCUUUGUCGCGACUAUCUACUGCUUCUGCAACAAUGAGGUCCAAACCACCCUGAAGCGCCAAUGGAUGAAGUUUAAAAUCCAGUGGAACCAGCGCUGGGGAAGGCGCCGCCCCCGCAACCGCUCUGCUGCUGCUCGGGCUGCAGCUGCAGCUGCAGCUGCAGCAGCUGCUGAGGCUGGCGACAUCCCUAUUUACAUUUGUCAUCAGCAGCUGAGGAAUGAGCUCGCCAUCGACAUCCCAGAUGAGGAGGAGGGUGUUGAGAUCAUCCCUUUGAAUGUCAUUGAGCAAGAGUCAUCCGCUUGA